AUGUUAAAUGACCGAUUUGUUUAUAUAUAUUUAUAUUUAUAUAUUCUAUUUCCAUCAUUAAUCUAUGGUUAUCACGAUUAUAAUAUAAUUGAUGAAGAAACACGUUUAAUUCGUUUGCUUUUAAAUGAAAAAAAUUAUUUAAAAAAAGUUCGUCCAAUGCAUACAGUUGUUGUUGAUAUUCGUUUUGUAUUUAAUCAAAUUGUAUCAAUGGUUGAAAAAGAACAAAUUAUUGUUACGAAUUGUUUUGUUGAUCAAAAAUGGACAGAUCCUCGACUCGUGUGGAAUCCAUUAGAUUUUAAAAAUGUUACUUGGAUUCGAUUACCAGCAACAUCUGUCUGGUAUCCCGACACAUUUUUAUAUAAUACAGCUGAUAAUGCUGGUUUUCUCCUCCCACAUGAUUCACAAAAUGUAAUUGUAAGUCAUAAUGGUACAAUAUUUUGGCCGUUACCUCUUGCACAAUUACGCACGCGAUGUCGGAUGACUAUUAAACAUUUUCCAUUCGAUGAACAAUCUUGUGAUAUGAUAUUUGGUUCAUGGAGUCAUACAAGUUCAUUAAUACAUUAUAGAUUUUGGGAAAAAGUACCUGAAUUACCACAAUAUACACCAAAUAAUGAAUGGAAAUUAUUAGCUGUUGCACAAUCAAUAAAAACAAUUGAUUAUCCAAAUUGGGUUGAACCUGAUACUUUUUUUGAAAUUAAUUUUACUAUUUUAAUUGUAAGAAAACCUUUACAAGCUAUUUAUAAUACGGUUGUACCAGCAUUAAUGUUAACAACUUUAACACUUGUAUCGUUUUUUAUUCCCUUUGGGCAAGAAAUGCAAAUUGGUAUUAGUAUAAUGUUGGCUUAUUCUGUCUUUAGUUUACGCUUAUCUGAAGAUGUUCCAUCUCAAAGUGAUAGUGUUCAUUUAAUAAGCUUGUAUUUAACUAUCUGUAUGCUCUUCUCCCUAGCAGCUAUGACUUGGUUUGCACUCGCAAAUAAAUUACGUGAAAAAAAACGUUUACCCUAUUGGGUUCGUUGGUUAGCACUUGAUUAUAUCGCACGAAUUGUAUGUGCAAAUAGUAUGCGUCGAAAAGCCGUACGUGCUGCUGCUGUUAAUCAACAACCUAAAACGACUCCUACAACACCAUCGUCACCGAAUGCAGUUGUAUUACAACCAUUAAUAUCAUCGAAUUCAAUGGAUUGUUCUAAUCAUUCCUGUUUCGAACGAGAUUUUUCAUCUAAUCCUGGAAAAUCACCACCAUCACUUCGUCCAUCAACGACAACUCUUCGAUGUGCAAAUGAAACAACGACAACGUCACCUAUAUGGAUUCGUCGACCUAUAUUAACCGCACCUCAACCAGUAGUAUCAAAUGGUCCUGAUAAUAAUAGAAAAAUGAAUUUUUCAUUUCGAAAAUCUAGUAAAACAAAAGAUCCAACAAUAUCAAUAAAUCAAGAAAGUUUAUAUGCUAUAUCUAUUAUCAAUCGAUUAGUUUUCAUGGUAUUUUUAUGCUUUGUUACUGUUCUUAAUAUAUAUACAUGGUUUUUCUAUUCCCGAGCACUUAAAACAAAAUUAUUUGAUAAUCAAACAUUAUGGACAUGUUUUGAUGAAUCUCGUCUUGAAGUCGUCAAUUGUAAUGAAACAAUUUAA
Molecule: messenger RNA, 1626 nt
Organism: Adineta steineri
Lineage: Eukaryota; Metazoa; Rotifera; Eurotatoria; Adinetida; Adinetidae
Source: the annotation of a GenBank genome assembly